Molecule: messenger RNA, 1412 nt
Organism: Owenia fusiformis
Lineage: Eukaryota; Metazoa; Annelida; Polychaeta; Sabellida; Oweniidae
Source: the annotation of a GenBank genome assembly
CAUCCGAGUGCGUACUGAUAUUUAUCGUUCUCUCAAUGUGGCUAUUCGGGCACUUAGAACAGAAAUAUGAAUAUGAAUCUAGUCACCUCACUAAUCGUCCUAAUAACAGUUUCCACUGUGGCGGCAUGGCCAACAUGGAAUAACAUUUUCAAAGCAGAUUUGAAAAGUAAAUACGAUGAUAAGGUUAAUGUGAAAGAAAAGUUUGUGGAACCAACCAAAGAGAACAAAGGACAAAAAGAAAUACCUAUUCCAUCUCAUUGUGGACGUAGUAAAUAUGGAAAGCGACAAAAGCGCAUAGUCGGUGGAGAGAGCUCUCGUUUUGGUGAAUGGCCCUGGUUGAUUAACAUGAGAAGACAAGUAGUGUUCAACUCAUCAACAUACAACUCUUCAAUGCCAUAUAUGUACGGGUGUGGGGGUUCAUUGAUCCAUCCACAGUGGGUGCUAACUGCAGCUCACUGCUUUUGGGGCUUGGAGGGAGAUAACCUUGGUGAUUUUGAUACCAGCCACCCUGAACACUGGAUGAUGAGAAUAGGGGAACACAACAUGUUAGAUGAUAAUGCCACACAUGUUGAUGUUCCAGUUGAGAAAAUAUAUCUUCAUCCUAAUUGGACCAACUUCCUCAUCACACCUGUCAUUGACAUAGCUUUGGUGAAGCUAAGUUACCCAACAACACUGACUGAGAAUGUAAAUGUUGUGUGUUUGCCUGAUGAGGCAGACCUUGACAAAGUUCAACCUGGGAGACACUGCAUGGUGGCAGGAUGGGGAUGGACAAAGGAUAGGAAGUACAGAAAUGGAAGUUUGCCCUCAGAUGUAUUACAACAUGCAAAACUUCCAAUAGUCAAACCUGAUGUGUGUAAUACAACCAUAUAUGGGGAAUAUAAUUUGACAAUAUACAAGGAUGAAAUCUGUUUUAAUGCAGAAGCAACCAUAGGAACCUGUCAAGGGGAUUCUGGCAGCCCUGUGGUAUGCUAUGACAAGGAGGAUGAGAGAUAUGUCCAGAUGGGGAUAGUGUCUCGAGGUGGCACUUGUGGUGAGGAACCAGGAAUAUUCACCAAGGUCAACUCUUACAUUGACUGGAUAGAGGACACUUUGCAGGCUGAUGGAGAAAAAUAUUGACAAAAAGAAAUUGUAACUUUAAUAUUAAGACAAUAAAUAAAUAUGACAUAAUAUCAACUGUUAUUCAAUAAAACAAUUAACACUGCAACAAAUCCAUAGAAUCUAUUCUAACCAUCUAUACAUAAACAACCAGAUUAAAUAGACUUAAUAUGAGAUAUAAUGAAACCAUUUCACUCAAUUUAGCAAAUCAAUAUCACAAUUUAAGACUUAGGAAAACCAAGAGACAUUUCAUUCUUACUGAGAUAAUUACGACACACGGUAAAGAAAAAAUCAAAAAUGGAUAUAGCCAAUACUCA